CAAGCAAAGAGCAACAAAAAUGACAUUUAAAUGAUAAAUUUCAUGUGGUGGAAUGUGUGGACUAUAAUCACGGAUACAAUAAAUUGUGAACUCACAAAUUAUCUUGAAGUGAUGUAAAGAUUUCUUCUAAUAUUAUAAAAGAUUAGCAAUGGCUGGACGAGGAGAGAGAGGUGUAUCGCGAGUUUUAGAUAAAUUAGAAGCAUCCGUCAAUUCGGGUCAAUAUUACGAGGCACAUCAAAUGUAUAGAACACUUUAUUUCAGAUAUUUAAGCCAGAAGAAGUACCCUGAACUAUUAAAUUUACUAUAUAAAGGAUCGACACUUUUGCUACAACGCGACCAACAAGGCAGUGGUGCCGAUUUGGCAAUACUUUUAAUAGAUGUUUUAACGAAAUCAGAAACAAAACCUUGUCAAGAAUGGAUAGAGAAAAUAGCAAAGUUAUUUGAACUAAUGAACUCUAGUAUUCCUGAGCGGGAAAGCUUCCUUACAAACGCUGUGAAGUGGUCAAUGGAUAAUAAUAAAAAGGGUCAUCCUCUUCUUCAUAAGAAAAUAGCAGAAGUGUAUUGGCAGGAAAAGAAAUAUACAUCAGCACAUAGACACUUCCUACACUCAAGCGAUGGGGCAGCUUAUGCUAGCAUGCUAAUAGAGUUGCACACAACUAAGGGUCUGAAGUCAGAAAUAGACUUAUUUAUAGCUCAGGCUGUGCUACAGUGUCUUUGCUUGCGUAAUAUACAAAUGGCCAGCGAAGCGUUUAAUAAAUACACAGGUUCACACCCUACGAUAAAAAAUGAUAAAGGCCCACCAUACCUGUUGCCAUUACUAAAUUUCCUAUGGUUCCUUUUAAGGGCUGUUGAACAGAAACAUGUCAUCCAAUUUAAAAUACUAAGAAACUGUUAUGCUAUAAGUAUAAAACGAGAUCCAAAUUACUCUGUGUAUCUAGACACUAUUGGCCGUAUAUGGUUUGGAAUAGAAAUACCACAGGAUAGUAGGAAUUCAAAUUCUGUGUUUGGUGGACUUCUUAAAUCUAUUAUAGGAGAUGUAGAUGUUGAUUCUUCAGAUGAAGAUGGGGACUUUAUGGCUAACUGUGCAUCAGUUCCCGACUUAGAUUAGAGUGUGCAUGUUUCAGUAAAUAAAAAAUACUAACUACAAUUAGUUAUACAUAGAGAUAACUUUAAUGGGAAGAUUAAAUUUGUAUAUUUGGUGGAAGGUCAGGUGGCACAUGUGCUGAAAAGUUUAUGUGAACUAUGAGUGAUUUGUUUUUAUUAAAUAGGAACUUUGAAGUAAAUGCUACAUCACCAACAUAUUUGUAGCCCCAUUACAACUUCAGAACUUAGAUCAUAAAGCCACUGUCGUAUAAUACAUAUAGUGUAUGUUUAUAACAAAAAUGUUUUAAAUAAUUGUAUCAUAUAGAUUAAUAACAUACUACAAUCACUUGUUCUUUGGUUUUUCUAUUUAUUAAAUAUUAUUUACAUACAUUUGUA
This is a messenger RNA of Maniola jurtina (meadow brown), 1479 nucleotides long. RefSeq names its product Golgi to ER traffic protein 4 homolog. Gene Ontology annotation, molecular function: protein binding. The transcript has 4 exons. Bases 149 to 1108 code for a protein of 319 amino acids. The record is from RefSeq and is a predicted model, not a curated record. Gene Ontology annotation, cellular component: cytosol; BAT3 complex. Lineage: Eukaryota; Metazoa; Arthropoda; Insecta; Lepidoptera; Nymphalidae. Gene Ontology annotation, biological process: protein insertion into ER membrane.